Molecule: messenger RNA, 1611 nt
Organism: Lolium rigidum
Lineage: Eukaryota; Viridiplantae; Streptophyta; Magnoliopsida; Poales; Poaceae
Product: heparan-alpha-glucosaminide N-acetyltransferase-like
Exons: 13
Coding region: 1-1491 (496 amino acids)
Source: RefSeq, a predicted model, not a curated record
AUGGAGAAGAAGCAAGAGAUAGCGGCAUCCGCUGGUGAGAAAGCUCCGGAGCAGCACGCCAUUGAUGUAGUCCCCGACCAGCAUGGCGACGCCAAAGGCACUGUUGUUGAUGCUGGCGGCGAUGUCGAGAAGGAGAGAUUGGUCGUUGUCGAGGAGCCCCAGAAGAAGAAGAGCACGAGGGUGGCAGCUCUUGAUGCCUUCAGAGGGCUCACCAUUGUGGUGAUGAUACUGGUAGACGAUGCCGGCGGGGUUUACGAGCGGAUCGACCAUUCACCAUGGGACGGCUGCACCCUGGCCGACUUUGUCAUGCCUUUCUUCCUCUUCAUCGUUGGUGUCGCAAUCGCCUUCGCCAUGAAGAGAGUUCCGAAAAAGCGUGAGGCUGUGAAAAAAGUCAGCGUCAGAACACUGAAAAUGCUCUUCUGGGGCAUACUACUGCAAGGUGGAUACUCACACGCUCCGGACGACCUCGCAUAUGGAGUGGACAUGAAGGUGAUAAGAUGGUGUGGCAUCCUCCAGAGAAUAGCCUUGGUGUACUUCGUGGUUGCUCUCAUAGAAGUGUUCACCAUAAAGGUGCGGCCUAACACAGUCCAGUCCGGUCCUUACGCCAUCUUCAGUGCCUACCGGUGGCAAUGGUUAGGCGGCUUCAUCGUGCUCGUCAUAUACAUGGUGACCGUAUACUCGGCGUAUGUCCCAGAUUGGAGCUACGUCUACCAUUUGGAGGGUGAUAUCGAUGAUGGGAAGCUAUUUACGGUACAAUGUGAUGUAAGGGGCCAUGUAGACCCAGCUUGCAAUGCAGUCGGCUAUGUUGAUAGGAUGGUCUGGGGGAUUAAUCAUCUCUACACGCAGCCUGUGUGGAUCCGAACCAAGGAGUGUACAUUUAGCUCACCAGAAAUGGGUAAGCUCCGAGACGAUGCUCCAGCAUGGUGCCGUGCGCCAUUCGAACCAGAAGGGCUGUUAAGUUCGAUAGCAUCAAUCCUAUCAGGGAUAAUUGGAAUCCACUAUGGCCAUGUUCUAAUCCAUUUCAAGACCCAUAAGGAGAGACUGAAACACUGGCUUUCGAUGGGAUUUUCUCUCCUUUUGCUCGGAAUUCUUCUCCACUUCACAAAAGCUAUUCCAAUCAACAAACAACUCUACAGCUUGAGCUAUGUUUGCUUCACGGGCGGUGCAGCUGGAAUCAUUCUUUCGGCUUUCUACAUACUGAUUGAUGUCUGGGGCCUGAGAAUACCAUUCUUGUUCCUCGAGUGGAUCGGCAUGAAUGCCAUGCUUGUGUUCGUUCUAGGAGCACAGGGAAUACUUGCUGGAUUUGUGAAUGGAUGGUACUAUGGGUCAGAAGAUAACAAUCUUGUUAACUGGAUCCAACAGCAUGUGUUUAUCAAUGUCUGGCAUUCAGUUAGGCUCGGAUCUCUGCUGUAUGUCAUAUUUGGAGAGAUCCUCUUCUGGGGUGUUGUCUCUGGCAUCUUGCACAAGUUUGGGAUUUACUGGAAACUAUGAGACUUCCGGAUGAAGAAAAAGCAAUAUCUGUUAUUUUUCCAGCAGUAAAUUAUGUUUAUGUAGCAUUACUUUGUACUAUGGGUUUAAAACUGUGAUAUAAGUCUUCUUGCCAUUGUCGAA